Aegilops tauschii subsp. strangulata is the source of this 1276-nucleotide messenger RNA. RefSeq lists its product as uncharacterized. Gene Ontology annotation, molecular function: protein binding. The record is from RefSeq and is a predicted model, not a curated record. Lineage: Eukaryota; Viridiplantae; Streptophyta; Magnoliopsida; Poales; Poaceae.
UCCCUGUUGUUGUGUGACCCCUGCAACGAAACCCCUGUCCCCGUCCCCUUCUCCUCCCACCCCGGCGGCCGCACCCCCGCCCGCCAUGGCCCCGCCGGCGCCACACCUCGUCGACGAGCUCCUGGAGGAUAUCUUCCUUCGCCUGCCCACCCCGGCCGCGCUCGCACGCGCCUCAACCGCCUCCCCCCGCUUCCGCCGCAUCAUCACCGACCGCUCCUUCCUCCGCCGCUUCCGCAAACUCCACCCGCCGCCGCUCCUCGGGUUCGCCGACGAACGUGCAGGCUUCCACCCCGCCGAGGCUCCCCAUCCCUCCGCUCCGCUCGCCCGCGCCCUCGCCGACGCCGCUGAUUUCACCUACUCCUUCGUCCCCAAGCCCAGUAAUGACCACUCCUGGCGUCCCUGCAACGUCCGCGACGGCCGCGUCCUCCUCGAGAGCAGCCGAUACGGGACCUUCAGAGAGCUCGCGGUGUGCGAUCCGUUGUCACAGCGCUACGUGCUGCUUCCGCCCAUACCCGAGCACAUGUCAGUCCAGGAACAGCGCCCUUGGGAAUUCAGGUCCAUCCUGGCUCCCAUUGCCGAGGAGGACGAGGACGAGACGUCGUUCAAGGUGAUAUGCUUUGCGGACUACGAAACCAAGCUGGAUGUGUUUGUCUUCUCUUCCAUCACACGCCAAUGGUGCAUUGCUGCAUCUCCCAGCUGGAGUUCUUUGGGCGCGGAACGCCCAUGGGGGCUGUGUGGUUGUCGAAGACUGACUGGGAUGUAGAUUAUUUUUCGCUGGAUGUCAAGACUUCUGAACUUGCAAAGGUUUGUAGGAGGAGGAGGGAAUUCUUCCAUUAUGAAGAUGUUUACUGGUACUUUGGCUUCCCUCCAUCUUUGUCAAAACCGAGUAUAUGAAGCGGGACAAACACAUUUGGAGUCUCUUGUUUGGGCUAUGCGAUGCUUUUGAGAAGAAAUGGAGGAUAUACAAGAUGGUGAUGCGAAUAUGCUGGCUAGAUAUAGUACUCUAGCCCUGGUAUUAUUUAUCAGGAACUAUCCAUUAUGUGCUUCACUAUAUAUGUCCAUGUGCAGCAUAUUUCAGCAAGACAUGUUGUAGGAGGUGAAUUUGUAUAUGUACUUUGUUGUAGGCAAGCUUAAUUUUAUCGAACUCUAAUAUGUAAGAGUCCGUGUGUUGGGAGAAUGACACACCCUAAACCUAUUUGUGGUGGUGUGUUCACAUGCCUGGACCUAGUUGUGGUUGCAGCCGCAAACAAUAUGCUAUGCUCUGCUCUGCUCGCCA